CAUUAAUUCAGUUUCCUCUGUCAUAGGGAUAUGGGAGACAAUAUGACAUCAAUCACAGAGUUCAUCCUCCUGGGGUUUCCACUAAGCCCAAGGAUGCAAGUGUUCCUCUUUGUCCUCUUCUCAAUGUUCUAUGCCUUCACCCUGCUGGGGAAUGGGACCAUCGUGGCACUUAUCUGCCUGGACUCCAGACUCCACACUCCCAUGUACUUUUUCCUUUCCCACCUGGCCAUCGUUGACAUUGCCUAUGCCUGCAACACAGUGCCUCAGAUGUUAGUGAACCUUUUAGAUCCAGUGAAGCCCAUUUCCUAUGCUGGUUGCAUGACACAGACUUUUCUCUUUUUGACAUUUGCUAUCACAGAAUGCCUUCUCCUAGUGGCGAUGUCCUAUGACCGGUAUGUUGCAAUCUGCCACCCACUCCGAUACUCUGCCAUCAUGAGCUGGAGGGUGUGCAGCACCAUGGCGGUGACUUCCUGGAUUAUUGGUGUUCUGCUGUCCUUGAUUCAUCUGGUGUUACUUUUGCCUUUACCCUUCUGUGUGUCUCAGAAAGUGAACCACUUUUUCUGUGAAAUUACAGCUAUCCUCAAACUUGCCUGUGCAGAUACACACCUCAAUGAGAUCAUGGUCCUGGCUGGGGCAGUGUCUGUCCUUGUGGGACCAUUCUCCUCAAUUGUGGUCUCUUAUGCAUGUAUCCUUGGUGCUAUACUGAAGAUCCAGUCAGGGGAGGGUCAAAGGAAAGCUUUUUCCACUUGCUCUUCCCAUCUCUGUGUGGUUGGAUUGUUUUAUGGUACUGCCAUUGUCAUGUACAUUGGACCCAGACAUGGGAGCCCAAAAGAGCAGAAGAAAUAUCUUUUGCUGUUUCACAGUCUUUUUAACCCCAUGCUCAACCCCUUGAUCUAUAGUCUCAGGAAUUCUGAUGUGAAGAAUACUUUGAAAAGAGUGUUGGGGACACGGAGAGCUUUAUGACAAGUUUAUAGCAUCAUGUUUUAACUGUGACAGAGAAUGCUACCCUCUCAAGAUGGUUCUACCAUCCAGAGCAUAUGC
Messenger RNA from Mastomys coucha (southern multimammate mouse), 1041 nucleotides. RefSeq names its product olfactory receptor 13. Bases 31 to 963 code for a protein of 310 amino acids. Gene Ontology annotation, molecular function: olfactory receptor activity; G protein-coupled receptor activity. Gene Ontology annotation, biological process: G protein-coupled receptor signaling pathway. The transcript has a single exon. Gene Ontology annotation, cellular component: membrane. The record is from RefSeq and is a predicted model, not a curated record. NCBI's taxonomy places the organism in Eukaryota, Metazoa, Chordata, Mammalia, Rodentia, Muridae.